AUGUCUCGUGAAUCACACGCUGUCUCUCCGGUAGAGGCGCUCCGCCAGGAACUAGAGAAGGAGAGGCGCCUUCGGCAACAGGCAGAAGUUGACAAGAAAAAGGCCGAAAGGGAGAAAGAGAUAGUCGAAGAGGAGAAAGAGAUAGUCGAACAGGAAAAAAUGAGGUUGGAGAAGCAAAUACAACUGACUACUCUCCCCGAAUUCCUAGAAGCCUGCCAUACUUAUCUGUCUGUGGGCUUUUCAACGCGUAUCAACUACACAACUGGAACUCAGGGAAAGCCUGAAAACGCAACAUCCAAGCUCCGGCCAAACCAUAUCCGAGAAUGGACCACAUUCUCUCCAGAGCAGUCAGCAGUAUGGGAAGACCUUUUCGAUAUCGACUUUGUUUCGAAACCUCAUUUCACGUCUCUAAAUACGUUGAGAGAAUCGGGUAGCGACUUGGCCCAGAGGUCGCUGGGCUCAGAGCUAGACCUUGGCUACUACGAGCGCUAUGCUGUCGAGGACCGGGUCUCGCUUAUUAUACGCAGCCUCUACUCAAAUAAUAAACUACGUGAUGUGUUUAGCCUCAAGGGAGACGUGGUGUUUGAGAAUCACGGGAAUACUAUAACCGCAGAUGGUGAAGGGCCAGAGCAAGUCUUGGAUCCGGAUAUUGGCUCGCCACAACAGUCUCCGGCACAGAAGCGACGGAAGAAAGCUGACAUACAUGGGGAGUCUCUGCCUGCCACACCUGACCCGCGGUCGAGAUCGUCUCGGCCUCGUGCCGACCAGUUCUGUGUAUAUAGCACAGGGCCUGGAGGAACUAUACCCGCAUUCAUCAUUGAAUACAAGGCGCCACACAAGCUUACCUUGGACACUAUAGAGGCUGGACUUAUGGACAUGGAAGUCGACGAUGUAGUCGUGUAUAGCGAAAGUGAUGAUCUGGUGAAGGUUGCUCGCCGGAGGGUAGCCGCGGUCAUCACGCAGUUAUUUUCCUAUAUGAUUCAGGCCUCGCUUGAAUUUGGAUAUAUUUGUACUGGCGAAGCGUUCAUAUUUCUCCGUGUGGCUUCCGAUGACCCUACCACCGUGUAUUACUUCCUCUCCUCUCCGAAUAAAGACGUGGGAGAGACUACUGGCUGCGCUGAUGGCCCGAACAAGCUGCAUCUCACGGCUAUCGGGCAGGUUCUCGCCUUUACCCUUCGGGCCUUGAAGACUCGACCACACGGCCAAGACUGGCGCAAUCGCGCAGAGGAACAGCUAGAGCGGUGGAAGAUUGAACAUGACGACAUCCUCUUUCGGUCAGACAUCGAGAAGAGUAGCGGCAAGAAAUUAUCAGAUUUCAAGCAGGAUCAUAGGAGCAGAAAUGAAUAUAUCCGUGCCUCGCCGAUCAGGACACGAUCAGCCAGGUUGGUCGCAGCCUCUACGUGCCGUGACCCGGAGGAAAAACCAACAGGCUCGGAGCCUAGCGAUAGCGAUGAUAGCAGUGAGAACGGUGGAUUCGACCCCGGUAGCCCAAGCACAGGACUUCCUCGCCGUGCCUCCAACAUCAUGGUCGUCGUACCUCCUCCUCCUCCUCGUCCUCCUCCACCACCACCGCCUACAGGGAAAAGGGAUCGUAGGCUCAACAUGGAGCCGCCCAUCCAACCCACGCAGUUCUGCACCCAGAAAUGUCUCCUAGGCAUAUUUAACCGUGGACCUCUUGACCAAAAUUGUCCUUAUGUGGCUAGUCAUGGACACGGCCGGCACACUAUUGACGAUAGUGAAUUCUGCAGGCUAGUCCGCGCACAGAUUCUGGCAAAGUCCGGUCCUUCAGGCUGCGAAUCUAUGCACCGCCACGGGACUAGCGGUGCUCUGUUCUGGCUUACACUCUACCCAUACGGAUACACUCUUGUAGCGAAAGCAAUGCCUGUCGAGACGGUUAGGCGUGCGAUAUACGAAGAGAGUAUAUAUCGACAACUCCGUCCAAUUCAAGGAAUCCACGUACCUGUCUGCCUAGGAAGUGUCGAUAUAUCUAGCCGGCCACUGUGGUAUGAUGGUAUUUUCGAAGUUGUCCACUUGCUACUCCUUAGCCACGUAGGGAAGCUCAUCAAGGUCCACGCCGGGGUCAAUGAUCUUAAAAUCUAUGUACCCUCUGCGUGUGAAUCGCUACACGCGAUCCAUCGGCAGCGUGUCCUGCAUCGUGAUGCGCAUAUUGGUAACAUAUUGUGGAAUGCAGAGAACAAACAGGCCAUGUUUAUCGAUUUUGAGCGGGCGAGGAUUGUCAAUAAUUCUACGGAGACGAAAAAGAGGAAACUAGGAACAGUACCCUGCUUUGCCAACAAUAAUGUAGCAUUCGAACGGGAGAUAAGGUCGGUAAAGAGCGAUAUGGUACUGCUAUCUAGCACGUACCAUGAACAACGGCGCAAGGUUGAUGAACAAGAAAGGGAAAAGAGGCUCAAAGCGUGGCAUUCAAGAACGAUAUCUUCCCCGGCAGGAUAA
Arthroderma uncinatum is the source of this 2454-nucleotide messenger RNA. RefSeq lists its product as uncharacterized. Bases 1 to 2454 code for a protein of 817 amino acids. The record is from RefSeq and is a predicted model, not a curated record. The transcript has a single exon. Gene Ontology annotation, molecular function: ATP binding; protein kinase activity. Gene Ontology annotation, biological process: protein phosphorylation. Lineage: Eukaryota; Fungi; Ascomycota; Eurotiomycetes; Onygenales; Arthrodermataceae.